Molecule: messenger RNA, 2043 nt
Organism: Arachis ipaensis
Lineage: Eukaryota; Viridiplantae; Streptophyta; Magnoliopsida; Fabales; Fabaceae
Product: VAN3-binding protein
Biological process (GO): leaf vascular tissue pattern formation; phloem or xylem histogenesis; auxin-activated signaling pathway
Source: RefSeq, a predicted model, not a curated record
CUUUCUACCUUUUGCUCUCUCUAUCUCUUUUGCUUCUCAAAAUAAAUUUUAACAAAAAAUGGAGAAAGAAAAACUAGAAACACAAGCAUGGAGCAUGUUGCUGAGGCAACCUGAGACACCACAAGACCCUAUGGAGUUCUUGUCUCGUUCAUGGAGUGCCUCUGCUCUUGAAGUGUGUAAGGUUCUUUCCCCAGCUCAACUUCCAGCACCACCUUCUUCUUAUAAGGCCAACAACAACAAUGGUGGUUGUUCUAAUAAUAAUAAUAAUAAUCAUAAUUCUAUGCCUAUACUUGAGGACAUUGCUGGUGAAGCUGCUGAAGAAUCUGCCAUUGUUUCUGGCAACCCUUUUUCUUUUGCUUCCUCUGAGACCUCUCAGAUGAUCAUGGACCGAAUCAUGUCACAGUCGUUUGGUCAGCAGGAGGUGUCUCCAAGAACCUCAGGGAGGCUAUCUCACAGCAGUGGCCCUCUCAAUGGCUCCCUCACAGAUAGCCCUCCAGUUUCCCCAACUGAAAUUGAUGAUUUCAAGUGUAGCCGCUCCAACAACAACAGCCAUAAUAGCAACAACAACAUCACCAGCCUGAGUAGUCAAUACAGGGCUUCCGCCACCGGUGGCGCCACCGUGGCAGCAGGUGGUGGUGGUGGUGGCAAGACGGUAGGAAGGUGGCUUAAGGACAGGAAGGAGAAGAAGAAGGAGGAAACAAGGGCCCACAAUGCUCAGCUGCAUGCAGCGGUUUCGGUUGCUGGUGUUGCCGCCGCUGUUGCAGCCAUUGCCGCCGCCACAGCUGCCUCCUCUGGGUCCGGCAAGGACGAGCAGAUGGCCAAGACAGACAUGGCAGUGGCGUCUGCCGCAACGCUUGUUGCGGCUCAGUGUGUUGAGGCCGCAGAGGCUAUGGGGGCUGAGCGUGAUCACUUGGCCUCGGUGGUUAGCUCCGCCGUGAACGUAAGGUCCGCCGGCGACAUCACGACCCUGACGGCUGCCGCGGCAACAGCUUUACGUGGGGCUGCCACGUUGAAGGCAAGGGCGCUGAAGGAGGUUUGGAACAUCGCUGCUGUAAUUCCUGUGGAAAAGAAUGCCCCUGCUGGUGGUGGUGGCGCCGGCGGAGGUAGUAAUGGAAGCUCUAAUAGUAGCUUCAGCGGUGAGCUUGUUCCUGAAGAGAACUUCUUAGGCAUCUGCAGCAGAGAAUUGCUGGCAAGAGGUUGUGAACUCCUAAAGCGCACGCGCACAGGCGAACUUCACUGGAAAAUUGUGUCUGUUUACAUUAACAGGAUGAACCAGGUUAUCCUCAAGAUGAAGAGCAGACAUGUUGCUGGGACCAUCACAAAAAAGAAAAAGAAUGUGGUGCUUGGAGUGAUCAAGGAUAUGCCUGCUUGGCCGGGCCGCCACUUGUUGGAAGGGGGCGAGAACCGCCGCUACUUUGGGCUGAAGACAGUGAUGCGUGGCGUUGUUGAAUUUGAGUGCAGAAACCAAAGAGAAUAUGAUGUUUGGACUCAGGGUGUGUCAAGGCUUCUCUCCGUUGCUGCAGAAAGGAAUGGUAGAAACAGAAUAUGUACUUCUGUUGGAUUGUGAGGGAUAAUAAACAGAUUUUUUUGGCACUUGGGAAUGGUAAAAUCUUAUUGAUGCAUGGUAUUAUUGGCGGGCUCUAGAUCAAUUUGUAAAAAAGGGUGUAAAUUUCUAGUUUAUGUCAGAUGGGGUUUAGGUUUAGUUUGAUAUUGGGAUAACAUACAUUAGUACUUUGAUGUAUUUAUUUAAUUUUUUUUAAAUUAGGAAAGCAUUGCUAUUUAAGCCAAAGUAUGUGAAGACCAUGUGAAACCUUGUGUUUCUUUCACUGAGAUGGAAAGAAAAGUAGUCAAAAGAAGAAAAAGGAGUCACAUUUGGAUUUGGGUGAAGGUGUAAUAUUGAAGAUCGAUAAAGACAUAACAUUAUUCUAUUGUGCUUUGUUUAUUAUACCAUACAUGUUGGUUUGGGAUUUCUUUUUCUUUGUUUUCUAGGAUUGGAUCCCGAGACAUUGUUUUAAGGUUGAUGAUGAUGAUGAUCUUGAGCCA